This is a messenger RNA of Syzygium oleosum, 1029 nucleotides long. Its product is annotated as putative receptor like protein 25. The record is from RefSeq and is a predicted model, not a curated record. The transcript is spliced from 2 exons. Gene Ontology annotation, molecular function: protein binding. The coding region runs from base 1 to 1029 and encodes 342 amino acids. NCBI's taxonomy places the organism in Eukaryota, Viridiplantae, Streptophyta, Magnoliopsida, Myrtales, Myrtaceae.
AUGACCUUUUUAGCGAUGUCAAAUGCGAGCAUCUCGGAUGACAAUCCUAAUUGGCUCUACGACAUUUCCUCUAACAUGGACAUUUUGGAUAUCUCAAGCAACAUGCUCAGAGGCGAAGUUCCCCAGGAUAUCGGAGACAAGAUGCCACAGUUUAUUAACUUUGAGACUUUCUGUUUAGAGGAAAAUCACUUCGUUGGAGGCAUUCCUCCACAACUUUGCCGACUUAGCUAUCUCCAUUUCUUGAGCCUAGCACAAAAUGAGGUUUCAAAACCCAUUCCCAAUUGUUUUGAUGGCUUCUUGUCUAUGGUUGAUAAUGCGCGUCAUCAUGAGAAUUUGCCGGUGGUUAUCGGUCUUAAUGUCCUGGUUGACACAAAGGGAACCAGCCAAAUAUAUGGAAAUGCGCUGUCAUACUUCUUCUCAAUCGAUCUUUCAGCAAACAUGUUGGAUGGGCAAAUACCAGAAGAGUUUAUUAGGCUCGUCAAACUUCAAAAUCUCAACCUCUCUCAAAAUAAUUUGAGUGGACACAUCCCCUCAAACAUUAGUGACUUGAAAAACUUGGAAUCUCUUGAUCUAUCCAGAAACAAACUGUCAAGUACCAUCCCCCUAGGCACAUCCAACAUAGACUUCCUUAGUUAUCUGAAUCUGUCCUUCAACAGACUCUCUGGCUCUAUUCCAUCAAGCAACCAUCUGUGCACCAUGGACAAUGAAUCUAUUUAUCACGACAACGACGGACUCCGUGGAGCUCCUCUUUCCAAGAUUUGUCCUGGAGAUGAGCCAUCCGGUACUGACGGUGAUAAUUCGAGUGGAGAUAAGCCUAGCGAAGGUAAUUUGGACAUCCACAAUUGGUUCUAUGCAGGAUUGGGACCAGGUUUUACCGUGGGAUUUCUGGGAUUCUGUAGCAUCUUGCACUUCAAGCAAUCUUGGAGGGUCUCUUACUUUCGAGCGAUGGAUAAGGCCAUGGAGAUAUUCUCAAUGACAAUGAUGAUCGCCAAGCUUUGGCUCAAGAGAACAUUUGUACAACGCGAAUAG